AGAGGAAACGAGCAGCGGCAGGCAGUUUGCUGGCUCUGGGUUACCUCGGGGAAGUUUUAUAUUGUUUAUAUCCGUUUUUUUAUAAAAAUUUAAUACCGUGUUUCCUAGAAACUUUUAAUACUUUGGUACACUGGUUUUGACAUUUUCUAACAACGAAACCUGGCAAGGAUUGGCUGUAGCUUGCUAGCUUGGAAACACUGGAUUUUUUUCCCCCUCUCCUUUCGACAAAGGCUUCUGAUGAGCCAGCGAAGACACUGAACAAGAUAAUAAUACGACGUUUUUAAAGUACCAUCCAGUGUAGUAAUAACCGAUGCACUGUCUUCCCUGUAUUUAAAAGCGACCGGCCGUUGCUGCUGUUUGCAAAGCUAACGUUGAACGCUGAAGGGAGCAUAGCUAACGUUAACUGCAGCCAGCCUCAGGAGAGAAUGACGGCUGUUCAGCUGAUAAAUAUCCAACGGUUACUGGAGGCUGCGGAAUAUAUAGAGAGGAGAGAAAGAGAGUGUGAACACGGAUAUGCUUCGACAUUUCCGUCAAAUCAGAACACAAACUACCAGAGGCAAAGAAAAUUCCGAAAUAAGAAGUUCAGCAGUAACCACAAUAGGUCCACACAUAAUGAGCUGGAGAAGAAUAGACGAGCUCACCUGCGGCUGUGUCUGGAGCGGUUGAAGGCCCUCAUACCCCUGGGACCUGACUGCAACCGCCACACCACCCUGGGCCUGCUCAACAAAGCCAAAGCACACAUAAAGAAACUUGAAGAGGCGGACAGGAAGAGCCAGUACCAGCUGGAGUCUCUGGAGCGUGAGCAGAGGCACCUCCAGCGCCAGCUGGAGCUGCUGAGAGGAGGCAGCGGUGCUGCAGCCCAGAGCAGCCCAGGAGAGGGGGAGAGGAUACGCAUGGACAGUGUGGGCUCCACCCUCUGCUCCGACCGCUCUGACUCUGACCAAGAGGAGAUCGAGGUGGACGUGGAAAGCACGGAGUUCUCCCAUGGAGAGCUGGACAGUGUGAGCACAGCCAGCACCAGCGACCUGGAUGACCACAGCAGCCUGCAGAGCAUGGCCAGUGACGAGGGCUACUCCUCCUGCAGCGUCAAACUUGCCUUCUCCUCCUAGAGCCCCACUACCGCCACCACCUCCCCGCCAAACCCACCGGCCCUCCCAUCUGUUUACCCAUCCAGCCAUGCCUACAUACAUAUACCUAGUCACCUCAGGCGAUGGCCAGGCCCCUAGCUAACGGCAUUCCCGUCACUCUGAGCAGCGGCCCCUUCCUCCUGCUUCUAGCCUUUUAGUUGCCCCCAAUACCGACACCAGGGACCCAAACACAGUGAUGUGAGACUGUCAACUGGUUUUGAUCUUCCUGUAAAGGGAGAUCAGAGACUUGGUUGAUACAAAAAAAAAUCAUAAAUCUUCUUAAUUUUUAAACCCACAAUGAACCACCCCAAAAUGAAUGAUUGAUUUUAUUUUAUUUUAUUUUAUUUUAUUUCUUUUCUUUCCUCGAACCGUCAAAUCUCUGAAUUUUUUUAAAAGAUUCACAAUCCCUAAUUUGAUCCAAAAUGCACUUAAAUUCACAUAAUAUUGAAAUAAUUCAGAGUUUCUGUUCGGUUCUGUCUCCUGUGGGUGCAUGUGUGUGUUGAGCUGAUCCUGUGUAUCCCAUCUUAAUGUUCUGGUGUUGGGCCUGGAUAAACGGGAGCACAUCUAAUCUGGACUUUAAUGAACACUGUGGGUGAACUUUGCCAUAUCAACACAGCUUGGUUCCUGAUAAACAUCCCUCCAGCCCUGAGUUUAAUCUUUGUCUUAUUGUUUUUUCAUUACAUCUGCUCGACACCGCAGAAGCUCGGACACUCCAAUUGGUGCUAUUGUGAAACAAACCAACGGGGAAGCAGAUCAGAUCCACCACCACUAAGCUUGUAAAGCAAACAAAGCGUGUCUGCCGUGAUUGUUUCCAACCAAGCAUGGAGGAAAACAACCACAAAAAAAUGGAGGAAAAAAAAAAACAUUCCCGUCGAAUGUGGGUGCUCAGUGCAUUUUCAAAGAGUGGAAAUUGUAACUUUGUGUGUGUGUUUUGUUUUGGUUUCUUCCCCCUCGACAAGCAGCUACAACAAGCCAUCCUGCACUUGCCUACUUUAGAGCUGUCCAUAGAAACGGCACAAACCAAGACAUAAAAAGAAUUAAAAUAAAAAAAAAACAAAACACAAAAAACAGCAGCAACAAGGAAAAAGUCCAAACAACAA
Molecule: messenger RNA, 2227 nt
Organism: Toxotes jaculatrix (banded archerfish)
Lineage: Eukaryota; Metazoa; Chordata; Actinopteri; Toxotidae
Gene: mxi1
Product: max interactor 1, dimerization protein
Exons: 6
Coding region: 426-1109 (227 amino acids)
Biological process (GO): regulation of transcription by RNA polymerase II
Molecular function (GO): DNA-binding transcription factor activity, RNA polymerase II-specific; RNA polymerase II cis-regulatory region sequence-specific DNA binding; protein dimerization activity
Source: RefSeq, a predicted model, not a curated record